Messenger RNA from Nicotiana tabacum (common tobacco), 1725 nucleotides. The record is from RefSeq and is a predicted model, not a curated record. Lineage: Eukaryota; Viridiplantae; Streptophyta; Magnoliopsida; Solanales; Solanaceae.
AUGGAGAAAAAAGAAAGUUAUUCAGAUCACAAGAAAGGUGGCCUUAAAACAAUGCCUUUUGUUAUCGGAGAUCACGGGUUCCAGCCGUGGAAACAGCCUUUUGCAGAAAUGCAAGCAAAUGAGGCAUUGGACAAGGUUGCAAGUGUAGGACUGCAUGCAAAUAUGAUAUUGUACCUGAAAAAUGAGUAUCACUUAAGUAAUGCUACAGGGGCAAGUAUUCUUUUCUGGUGGAAUGCCAUAUCCAAUUUCACUCCCAUUUUUGGAGCUUUUCUUUCUGAUUCUUAUUUGGGUCGUUAUUAUGUCAUUGCUUUAGGGACAUUCAUUAGCCUUAUCGGGAUGGUGGCUCUGUGGUUAACAGCUAUACUAAAAGAAGCAAGACCACAUCCUUGCAAAUUAGAAUCAGAAAAUUGUCAAAAACCAGACAUUGGCCAGUUAGUAUUUCUGUUUUCAUCAUUUGCAUUAAUGGCCAUAGGAGCUGGUGGAAUUAGGCCAUGUUCAUUAGCCUUUGGUGCUGACCAAUUUGACAAUCCUGAGAAUCCCAAUAAUGGAAGAAUCUUGCAAAGUUUCUUCAAUUGGUAUUACGCAUCAGUUGGGAUAUCAAUACUGAUUUCAGUGACAGUUAUAGUGUAUAUUCAGACACAAUUUGGUUGGGUGGUGGGUUUUGGAGUGCCUACAGGACUUAUGUUUUUGGCAACUAUUAUGUUCCUUUUGGGUUCUGCACUUUUCAUUAGGAUAAAAGCAAACAAGAGUUUGCUUACUAGUUUUGCUCAAGUUGUUGUUGUGGCUUGGCAAAACAAACACCUUUCUCUGCCUCCUGUGGAUUCUAAUGGGUGGUUUCUAAAUAAGGCGUGCAUCGUUAGAAAUCCCGAGGAAGAUUUGAAUCCAAAUGGAACAGCUUCAAAUCCGUGGAACCUUUGUACAAUUCAACAAGUAGAAGAAUUCAAAGCCUUGAUCAAAGUUAUCCCAAUGUGGUCUACAGGAAUUAUGAUAGCGGUAACACUAAGCCAACAUGCAUUUCCUGUGCUACAAGCAAAUACAAUGGACAGACAUUUAGUAAAAGGUAGUAAUUUUAAAAUUCCAGCAGGUUCGUAUGGUGCAUUUGGGAUUCUCACAUUAACAAUAUGGAUAGCCAUCUAUGACCGAAUCCUCGUCCCCUGGAUCUCAAAAUUCACAGAAAAACCUCGCGGAUUGACUUUCAAGCAACGUAUGGGGAUCGGGUUGUUACUUUCUUGUGCAUCUCAGGGAGCUGCAGCGUUAGUGGAAAGAGAAAGACGAGCACGAGCCCUUAAUGAAGGGCUCGCGAACCAUCCCUUGUCACAAGUGGAUAUGUCAGCAAUGUGGCUAGUACCGCAACAUUGUUUAACUGGUCUAGCUGAGGCAUUCAACGCGAUUGGACAAAUAGAAUUUUACUAUUCACAAUUUCCUAAGAGUAUGGCUAGUAUUGGUGUUGCACUAUUUUCACUAGGAUUGGGAUUUGGAAAUUUGGUUGGAAGUCUAAUUGUGGAAAUUGUUGAUCAUGUUUCAAGUAAAGGAGGGAAAGUGAGUUGGGUAUCAAAUAACUUGAAUUUAGGUCAUUAUGAUUAUUACUAUUGGGUUCUUUGCUUGUUGAGUGUUGGAAAUUUGUUCUACUUCAUUGUGUGUGCUUGGGCUUAUGGAUCUGAUGAAGAUACAAGAAUUUGGGAGGAAGAUCAAGCUGCAAAGAAAGGAGAAAUUGUCAUGUUAUAG